AUGAAAACACGCAGUCGUGAGCAGUUCGACAAACUGCUUGCGAUCAAGAAACUGAUCGAUGGUACCCCGGUGGAAAUCACUUAUGACCAAUCUCGCAAUACCGCACAGUGUGUGAUGGUCACUCCGUACCCUGAGGGACCAACGGACGAAGAGAUUCUAUCCCAAAUCGAGGGAACUAAAAUCGUGGAGGUGAAGAGGUUCAUGCGCAUGGUGAACGGUGCGGUGAAUCCGACCAACGCCUUCGUACUAUGUGUCGACUCGGUCACGGUUCCGGAGGUGGUGCGCGUUGGCUGCGUCUCGACGGGCACGCGUCCCUACUAUCCCCGGCCCAUGAUAUGCUUUAAAUGCUUGAUUGUGGGACACACCACGGCUCAGUGCAAUUCUACUCCAGCCUGCCCGAACUGCCCAAUGCCAGAAAACCGAUCUUGCAACAAUCCCACCCGAUGCAAAAACUGGAAAGGAGACCAUGCUACCCUUAACCACUCCUGCCCGGUCUACCUGGCCGAACGGGACAUUAUCCGCAUCAAGGUGGAUAAUUGUAUCAGCUACCCAGAAGCACGCAAAAUAUACAGUCAGAUCCAGCAAGUGAUUGAGAAACGUGACUUCUUGAAAAGCCAGAUCCAAUCUCUACGCAUGGACAAUGACACCAAAAACGCCGACUCAAACCACACGGACUCGAACAGUGACAGCGACGCUGACGCGAACUCGACCCAUGACGCAAACAUGGACACUAACAAGGAACAGAACAUCGACACAAACAACACUAACGCGAACAACAACACGAGCACGAACACAGCGACGCAAAAAGACGCGAAGGCCUCUACCCCGAUCGGACCGAAACGAAAAGCUUCCCCUUCAUCCUUAUCCAAUAGCUCCACCGGCACAAUAACCAAGGAGAAAAUUCCUCACGGCAACAACAGCACACCAUCGAAAGCGAGAGCGCACAAAAGGGAAAAACACAGAUCCCACAAGCGAAAAGUAGGCUUUAGAUACUGA
Molecule: messenger RNA, 996 nt
Organism: Anopheles merus
Lineage: Eukaryota; Metazoa; Arthropoda; Insecta; Diptera; Culicidae
Exons: 2
Coding region: 1-996 (331 amino acids)
Source: RefSeq, a predicted model, not a curated record